Molecule: messenger RNA, 1569 nt
Organism: Phytophthora sojae
Lineage: Eukaryota; Oomycota; Peronosporomycetes; Peronosporales; Peronosporaceae
Exons: 1
Coding region: 1-1569 (522 amino acids)
Source: RefSeq, a predicted model, not a curated record
AUGGCAGACGCGCAGACGCUGGACCUCUUCGACGGCCUGCCGCUCGACUACAAUUUCCUGGAGGGCGGCGACGCGCCUGCAGACGGCUCCAUGAGUGCCGGCGGCGGCGGCAGCAACACGGCGCCCGUCAGCAGCGGCGGUGUCGGUGUCGGCGGCGGCGGUUUCGUGGCGCCCGACGACCAAAUGCUGCUGGACAGCGACGUGCCCGGCUCCUCGCCCACCAACAUGAUGGCGCCCAAGUCCGAGGGCGAGGACCUGCUCACUCCGCUCACCUUCUCCUUCAACUCGAACGGAGCGGCGGCCGUGGGUCCCAACUACCGCGUGGCGCCGCAGCACAAGCACAAGCGAGUGCGCUCCAAUCCGGACGAGCUGCAGGGCUUCGGCAUGGCCAACAUGGCGCCCAGUGUCAUCACCCCGCCCGUCAUGGGGCACAACGGCAUGAGCUUCCAUCAGCAGCAAAACAUGAUGCCUAUCGGUCCCGUCCAGGCGGAGCCUCAGGUCAGCCCUGUACCUUUCGGAGGCGCUGCGACGCCCCAGGGAGAGUCAUUCCAAGAGAUGGACGAGUUCCUGAAGGAACUCUCGUGGUCGGAGCUCAACGCCGAGCAGCAGCAGCAGCAACAGCAGCAGCAGAUGCCGAUGGUAAGCGCAGCAACGACGGGUGGGAAUGGGAUGCCUGUUGGAGGGGCGUCGCCUGUGGCCUACCGCUCUCAGCGCAUCCAAGAUGGAGUAAACGAGCUCAAGAUGAAGCGCAAGCGUCCGGUCAACCACCACUCGAGGCACCACUCAAACCCCGUGGAUCUACUGCACAACUUGGACCAGUUCCGCAUCCUGGCGCAGCAGACCAAGCAGCAGCAACAGGUUCAGCAGUUGCAGCAGCAGCAGCAAGUGCCGCAGCAACAGAACAUGAACCCGAACCAAGGGUACCCGAAUCCGUUCGCCAGCUUCCAGGACCCGACAGUAUUCCCGCCGCCCCCGCAGCCCAACAUGCAGGCGAGUAUGCAGCCGAAUAUGCAGCAGUUCCAGUUUCAGGUGCCGCCUCAAAUUGCCAGCGGAGCGGCGCACUCCUUGCACGCUCGGCGAUCAUCGCUGGGAAGCAACCUGCCACCCCGAGCUGCGGCUCGCAGACGCGGGGCGAACCGCUCGUCGGGGUUGUCGAUGGAUAUGUCCCAGAUGAACCUGGGGUUCCUCUCCGUUCCGGAGGAGCCGAGCUUGACCGAUCUAAACCCGCACCAGUCGCCGCCGCGACGCAGCGCGAGUACCUCUGCCUCCUCAUUGGGCAGCAAGAAGACAGGCACCGACGAUGCGAAUCGGAAGCUGUACAAGUGUGGACGCUGCGGGCAGCCCAAGGUGGGCCACAUCUGCACGAUGCCCGACCAGCGCAACAACUGGACGCAGGUCGAUCUGGAGGUGACCAAGGGGCUCAAGGUCAUGCGCAUCAACUGCCACAUCAUGCCGGUGAAGAGCAAGUGGAUGGCGCAGUGCGACGACCACGAGCCGCCGCAGCUGUCGGCCAAGGCCGCCGACGUCAAGCGCGAGGAGGAAGUCGAGGCGGAGCCGCUGGGGCUCUGA